Molecule: messenger RNA, 1666 nt
Organism: Daldinia loculata
Lineage: Eukaryota; Fungi; Ascomycota; Sordariomycetes; Xylariales; Hypoxylaceae
Exons: 1
Coding region: 175-1230 (351 amino acids)
Biological process (GO): positive regulation of transcription by RNA polymerase II
Cellular component (GO): nucleus
Molecular function (GO): DNA-binding transcription factor activity, RNA polymerase II-specific; transcription cis-regulatory region binding; zinc ion binding
Source: RefSeq, a predicted model, not a curated record
CCAUAGUAGGCGUCAGCUUUUAGCAGACUUAUAAAUCAAAAUGAAGCCAUCACGGCUCCAAGCAGUUUGAUAUCAAUUUGAAGAAAAAAAAAAAGAAAAAAAGAAAGAUCCAAUAGUAACCAAGGACGAUAAUUAAUAACGGAUCUUGUCGCUUUCAGGUCAAAGCGUACAUAAAUGGCAGCAUCACCUCGGGCUCCUAGCAAGCCCGUCAAGUACCGCACGUCAUGCGAUCGCUGCCAAAACAUCAAACUACGAUGUAGUCAGGAUAAGCCAUCGUGUAAACGAUGCAUUAACAAGGGAGUUCGAUGCGUCUAUAGCCCCCUGAGGCGUAUGGGUAGACCUAAGAAAGUUGACAAUGUCGCUUCGAUGAGUUCUAUGGAUGAGAGUCCGCCAAGUCCUGAGACAAUGGCACCGACGCUGAACAGUGUCCCUGCAAGUGACCGUCAACGGGGAUAUGAGAAUGGGAACAAUCCUCCCCUAACGGCGAACUUCGCUAGCAUAGGCUUGGGGUCCUAUGCUGCUACCGCAUCGCAAGAUCACCUCCGGAGUUGGGACCCCAGUCUCACAGGUACUCUAAGCGUUGACCAUCACGAUAGUCCGAUGGGUAACGAGAUCGAGACGUCUCAUCAGUCUCAACCUAACGGGUUUACUUCCACGGUUGAUCAUGGCGGAACUCCACGCCACGAGGUGGAUUCUUGGACCUCUGUACCAGCAAGCAAUAUCAAGCCCUUUCGCUCGGGACCGUCAAACACAACUCCGAGGUCCGCUCCUCUGGUGGCUCUUGACGGGCCUGUUGGGAAAGUUGUCUCGGACUCUACUACCGAUUGCUACACAGCUAUCCUCACGCGAACUUCAAAGCUAGAGCAGGCCUUAAACGCUGCACCACGUCCGCCACAAAUAGACCUUGCACUCGAAGCGGAGCGCGACUUUCGAGCCCUUCAUUGCUGCCUUUUCUCCUGCACCGGCCACUCGCAUCGCGGACGCAGCUGUCUCACCUCCGACAGGCCUGUGCUUCUCGGUCUCUCUAUGCUAGCAGAACGUGUCGUCGCCAUGUUCGAGGAGAACUUCCGCUUCGCUGCCUCAAGAUCCAACUCUGUAAGCGGGGUGAUCCGAGACCCGUCUGGCGAUCCCCUUCCGGGAACUGUGGCCCGGCGUCUCGAGCGCUCCUUUCGCAGUUUACUCGACCAUAUUCCCCAUUCCGUCGGCCGACCUCAACAUACGGGUUGGUGACUUUCUGGUGGAAAACCCGGUUAAGGCGGGUGCCGUAAUUGCAAUAUUGCGGCUGCGGAUACGGAAGAUACAGGCGGCGCUGAGGGAAAUGGGAAGGACACGGCAGGAGAGCUAUCCAAGGGAUACUCUGUCCGGCCCGCUCGAUUGGGGCGAUAGCGCGGGGGUUAUAGGUGAUGCUGCGAGACUUUUGAUACAAGACUUGUUGAGGAGGAUGGAAUCGCUACAAGGGGGAAUGGCGUUGAUGGCGUAAGACUUUUAAGUGUGAUACCCAAUAAAUGCCAUGAGAAGGGAACUUUGAGUUAGUGGUCUGUAGGUAAUGUAGUUCCGCGAUUUCUGUAGCUAUGUUUAUUUAUAUUGUAUCAAAAUAUGAAUAGAUGGGACAGAGGACAUGUCAAUACGCUGAGACAUAACAGUAUCAUGUUAAAGUCUUGAUUCU